Pseudozyma hubeiensis SY62 is the source of this 1131-nucleotide messenger RNA. RefSeq lists its product as hypothetical. Bases 1 to 1131 code for a protein of 376 amino acids. Lineage: Eukaryota; Fungi; Basidiomycota; Ustilaginomycetes; Ustilaginales; Ustilaginaceae. The transcript is spliced from 2 exons. The record is from RefSeq and is a predicted model, not a curated record.
AUGCCAAUCUCAAGGUUCCGUACGUACGAGCAUCAAUACCGGAACGCUGCCGACAAUCCGUUGCCCAUCAUGUCGGCAGUCUACUCCAUCUACACAUCGCCCAACCAUGCUCCCAUUCCCAACCAUCUUCCUACCCUCAUUGUCACACCUUACGGCCAGCCACACCACACCCUCUACUCGUACAUCCACACCAACUUUAACAAGGAGACGUACCUACUCACUCCUUCCCCACAAGGCGACCUCUGUGUCGCCAAGAUGGUGCCUCCUCCCGGCUCUAGGGGCGGUGGUGCCUCGUCGGAUGGAGGCCACUCGAGUGGGCAUGGAGACAAGACGGUGCGCUGCGAGGCCUCGCGAAACCUGAAAUGGUCCAUCACCAACACGGGCAUCCACGCCCCCGUCUACAAGCUCACCCUCCCAAAUCCGGACGCACCCGGUCAUGAGCAGCCUCUCUUCCAGAUCUCAAAACCCAACCCAAAUGCAACGUGGUGGUCCAUGUUCUACUUCACCUACGCCGGCCAUCUCAUCCCACCAAAGCGGAUCGAGUUUGGCAAGAUCCAGAAGAACGCUGCAGCAGGCAGCGGCGGAGGCGGCGGAACGCGCGUCACCAUCGCAGGAAAGACGCCAGAGGAGAAGGCCGUCUGGCAGACGCUCGGCGAGGGCAACGAGGACAUGGUGGAAUGGAUCGUGCUCUGCGCUGCGCUCAAUGUGCUCGACGACGAGAUCAUCAAGGCUGCACAGGGUAGCGAGCCAAGACCGAGCGCACCCGCUUCCAAAGCAGUGCCUUCGAGUCGACCAGCGGUAGGUGCUGUUCGCGGUCCCAACGCCGGUCCUCCGAGCAAGAUGGGUAUGCCCGUGCCACAUCCCCAGGGAGGCAUCAAUGCCAGCUACAGAGGUCCCAACCAAAGCAACGCUCCCUUGCGAGGAGCGCCCGGCGGCGGACCCAACCCGCAGAUGUACCAGCAGCAGCAGCAGCCACCACCGCAGCAGAGAGGCCCACCCCCGCCUCAGGGCUAUCGAGGCCCUCCCCCAGCAGGUCAAACCAUGCCCAUGCCGCAACAGGGGUACGCACCACCAACGCAGCAAGCACGCGGUCCAGGUGCCGUACCAGCGAGCAACGGUCGACGCUUCUAA